Dreissena polymorpha is the source of this 2655-nucleotide messenger RNA. Its product is annotated as prefoldin subunit 2-like. Gene Ontology annotation, biological process: protein folding. Gene Ontology annotation, molecular function: protein folding chaperone. Gene Ontology annotation, cellular component: cytoplasm; prefoldin complex. Bases 49 to 471 code for a protein of 140 amino acids. Lineage: Eukaryota; Metazoa; Mollusca; Bivalvia; Myida; Dreissenidae. The record is from RefSeq and is a predicted model, not a curated record. The transcript has 3 exons.
CAUGGUUACAAACAACUAAAUGUAUCAUCUGGUCCAAUAUUUUUCAUAAUGGCGUCAAAGAAACAAUCACAAGAGCAAGUUAUUGCUGGUUUUCAAGAACUGAGACAGCAACAAAGGCAAAUUGUUGGCAAAGUAUCAGACAUUGAGAUGGACAUGAAAGAACACGAGCUGGUGAUUGAGACACUGAAGGAAGUAGAUGAGAACAGGAGAUGUUUCCGAUUGGUUGGAGGCGUCCUGGUAGAGAGAACUGUGAAAGAUGUCCUCCCAGCCCUUGUUAAUAAUAAAGAGCAGAUGGGAAAAGUUGUAGAGAAUUUAAACAAAUCUCUCGAACAAAAGGGACUUGAAAUUAACAAAUACAGAGAGACCCACAAUUUGAAAAUCAAGGGUGAAGAGUCAAAGGAGCCCGAGAAGCAAGGUCACGGUCAGGAUACCUCCAAGGCUGGUGGGGUCCUGGUGGCCAAGAACAGCUGAGCUGGUGACCUUGGAGGCUGCCCGCCGACGUACAUCUGACACUUGGAUGUGUGUGUGGGGAGGGGGGAGGGGGCGCAGCAAUUACUAUAUAGUCUACCAGCUGAAAUUCAUACUUUGCUUGUGUGUGUGCUUCUAUCAGGUAUUAAAAAUCUGUGUAGUAUGUGGCAGUGACAAAGACACAAAAUGUUAAGACUUGGGUUCCUGACUAAGGUUGAAUCAUUUAUCUGUUACUGAUCAUUUAUGACAUGUAAAUUAUUUUUUACAUUAAUUGGUAUUUUUGUUUGUAACAGGAAAAGACUUAAAAGGCUCUAUAAAGGUGAAGAUACGUAAUUAUUUACAGAUUUUUAAAUAUUUUUUUCAUAUUUUAUUUAUAAAGGUUAUCAAAAAACAAUAUAUAUAUGCUAUUGGACACAAUAAUAAAAAAAAUGAGCAAUACAACUUGUUUUGAGCUAAAAAUAAAGUGUCCUCCAAGUCAAUUCUGUUUACAAACCAUCAGUUUAUUUGCAUCGCUGUUUAUUCGUGAUAGAGAAAGUGAAAGUGACUUAGGUAACCAAAAAUAUAACAAUGACUUUGAACGUUUUCCAGUAUCACUCACAAAGUAGGUCUCUUCUAAAUGGUUAAAACGUUUCUAGUGAUUUAAUAAGUUACUUUCUGCUGGUAAAAAGUUGUUAAAAUAGUUUAAAAUUGAACUUUCUUUUGGCUAUUUUUAGCAUAUGUCAACGCUCUGAGGCUACACAUCACGUUAGUUGCAAAAAUGUAAACAUUUGUUCCAAAUAUGAAACGGGUUUAUCUUCCAUAAUUCUUGACAACGUUGUACCUAAGCUGUGUUAUUAGCAGUUUUUAUGCAAGAGUAACUGAAAUCCUGUAAAAAUUAGACCAGUUGUUAUGCAUAAUAAUUGGAUUUGUGACCUUUAUAGAGCCUUUAAAAGGUACUGUAAGUGCAGAAAAUAUAGUUCUCAUUUAAUUGCAUUUUAUGUUGUCAGUUCAUGAAAGAAUAUUUUAUCGUUCUUCAGCUUUGUUAAUCUGUUUGUAAACAGAUACUGGUUUGAUUUAGCGCUUAUUUUUAAACUCCUUGGGCUAAGUCCAACACUGUUUAAUUACUGCACGUCACAAAUGUACAUCUUUACUGAUGUUCAUGUAGACAACUCAAAAUGUAAAAUUGUUUUUUUAAUGGGACUUGUUCACAGAUUUUGAUAUGUUUUUAAAUUUGUCAGUAAAAGCUUUAAAUUGAUUAACAUGGUUUCUAAAAAACUACAGUAUUAAACAAGAAAUAUAUGUAGAGAAUAAAGUUACCCUGACUCGUCCCACUGACCCUUUGAGUAAAAGUCUAACACUUAAUUACACCAUUCGGCCAUCUGUUAUUAUACACAUCGUUUAGAUUUUUAUGCCCCCUGUAGGGUGGCAUAUAGCAGUUGAACUGUCCGUCAGUCCGUCUGUCAGUCCGUCUGUGCGUCCUUCCAAAAACUUAAACAUUGGCCAUAACUUUUGCAAUAUUGAAGAUAGCAAGUUUAUAUUUGGCAUGCAUGUGUAUCUCAUGAAGCUGCACAUUUUGAGUGGUGAAAGGUCAAGGUCAUCCUUCAAGGUCAAGAGUCAUAAAAUACAAUCCAAGGGAAGUAAUAAGCUUUAAAAGGGAGAUAAUUUCUAAACCUUCCAAAUGAUAUAUUGAAAUUGUAUUUCAAAGCGGCACAAUAGGGGGCAUUGUGUUUCUGACAAACACAUCUCUUGUUUUACUUAAUAUAUGCAAUCCAGGUAGUGUCACAAAAUAUUUUGUUAACAACAGAACUCUCCAAAUUAUUUCAUUGUUUUGCAUUUGUAACGCUUUAUAAUUAUCAGACUUUUAAAUCGUCAAAAGAUGCAUAUGAUGGAUAUUUUAGAGCAUGGUAUAUGUUCAGUAAUAUUGUGUCCUCCCAAAUAACAUAACUACAACAAAAAAUUGCAAAUCUGAAACUUUUUUUCAAUUUUGUCAAUUUAACCAAACUGUGAACAGGUCCCUUUAAUUAUAGUCUUUUUUAUAAAGUUACUGAUGCACAGACACACAUAUUUACUAUAUAACAUUUACUGUGAAGGAGUGUGAAAAGAGAGAUAAUACUGGCAAUGUUUUAUUACUUUUAUUUUUAGGUUGGUUGCAUAUAAAAUUGCAUUUCAGUAAAAAUAGUAGAAAAUGUUUAAUAAAUGUUAUAGGAU